Messenger RNA from Clonostachys rhizophaga, 3267 nucleotides. The record is from the annotation of a GenBank genome assembly. Lineage: Eukaryota; Fungi; Ascomycota; Sordariomycetes; Hypocreales; Bionectriaceae.
AUGAGAUAUCACAUCGCUGCCACAGGGAUAUCCGUGGUCUACGAGCCCGAGCAUGGGUCGCCAGUCGCCGACAUCGUCCUCGUGCAUGGCCUGCACGGACAUCCGUACAGAUCAUGGACCAGCGCCGAACCACGCGUGCCAGACUCAGAGUCGUCAUCGCUGCUCCUGCCCGAGGCCUCGCUUGACAUCAACGACCGCGGGCGAGAGGCCCUGCAGCGGAUGUUCUCUGGGCUGAGCAGGACAUACUCGAAGCGGUCCUCCUCGGCACCCCUGAGGUCCGGGAGUCAUCUGUCUCUCGACAGAGCGCCUGAAACGAUCGAUAGUAGCCCGGCCUGUGUGUUCUGGCCCGCCGACCUACUGCCUCGGGAAUGUCGGGACUCUCGAGUUCUCGUGUUUGGCUACGACUCGGAGAUCACGAAAUACACGGCUGGCCAGUCUAACAGAAAUUCACUUGUCUCACACAGCAGGGAGCUGUUGUACUCUCUCUGUAGAGAGCGAUGUGUCGAUCGCCCCUUGAUUUUCGUUGCGCACAGUCUCGGUGGGAUUGUUGUGAAAGAGAUGCUGGCAAGGUCGUCAGAAUCUACGGAAAAGGACCUCAACAACGUCGUCGAAUCUACAGCUUCAGUCGUCUUCUUGGGCACGCCACAUCGCGGAAGCCCAGAGCUUGCAUCCCUCGGCGAGUUUACCCUUGAUGCCCUCGGGCUGAAGACCGGCUAUCUUGAGCGCGCCAGGGAAAGCUUCUCGAGAUUAUGGUAUAAGCACGACUUCCGCGUCAAGACUUUUCAGGAAGGCCUGGAUUUUGCGGGCAUCAGAAUAGGCACUCCUGGGAAUAAGGUGGUGCCAGACGUCUCUUCGCUGAUUGGGGACCCUCGUGAGCGUGCCGAGACGCUCCAGGCGAACCACGAGGAGAUGUGCCGGUUCACUGGGAAUAAUGAUCCCAGCUACCGCAAAGUUGUUGCGGAAAUUCGGUCGGUCUAUGCCUCACUGAAGCGUCUCAACACGCAAAAUGUCCAUCGAAGAGGUUGUAUACAACGCAACGCCAGUCUCCCUCUAGCCUACAGCACCGGCUCGAAAUUCGAGCAGUUCAGAGGAGACCAAGCCGAUCAGAACAUCGGCGAUGAGAGGUUGAGCCUUCAGAGUUUGUGGUAUCCGAACAUGUACAUGCACAGGCAGAACAUUGAAUAUCCCAGCGAAGGAUCCUGCUCCUGGCUUUUCAAACACAAAACUUAUCAAGACUGGUUCCACAACGAGAAUCGCUAUAAACACGAGGGGCUACUCUGGCUGAAAGGGAAUCCCGGGACCGGCAAGUCGGUGUUGAUGAAAGAGGCGUUCCGUCGAUCGAUCGUCGCUCAGACUCAUCUCAACCACUCGACUGCCGCAUUCUUCUUCAACGCGAAAGGCAGCGAAAUGGAGCAUUCCCCCCAGGGCCUUUUCAGAUCCUUAAUACAUCAGCUUGCGCAAGAGAAUAGACAUCUGCUGCUCGAUUUUGCCAAACUGUGGAGGCAAAAGCUUCGCCACAUGGAGGAUACUGCGGCAAGCACUGUGAGGUGGACCGAACAUGAACUGCGGUUCUUCCUCCAGAACAAUACAGCGAGGCGUCGUCAGUCUCAGCGUCGAAUCAUCAUCUUCAUCGACGCCCUGGAUGAGUGCGACCAGGAAAAAGUGCGCCUCCAAGCCUACUUUUGGCGACAGCUGACGCAUUCGACUCCACAUCUGAGCGUCUGUUUUUCCAGCAGACACUUCCCGUCUAUUGCGGUCAUCAACUGUCCACAGAUAACUGCCGAAACCCACAACGCACUCGAUAUUUCCGCCUAUAUAGAGCGUAGGUUCAAGCUUGGCGGCAUUGCAAGACCGAAAAACCGGAAGCUGUUGAGAAAGGCAAUCAUGGAUAAAGCCAACGGGGUGUUUCUCUGGGUUAUCCUCGUGGUUGACGAGGUACUGACCAACUGGGACGACGGAAAAAACACUCAUUACCUGUUGGAGCAGGUUAAUGCCGUCCCUCGUUCUCUCCAGGCCUUUUAUUCACGGAUGCUCGAGUCACUGAGUCCAGCAGAGAAGCAGGUGACCCUGCGACUGUUCCAGUGGGCCACCCUCGCAACUAAACCUCUUUGUCUCGACGAAUGGCGCCAGAUAUUAGCAAUCACCAGAACACCAUGGCCGCAGUCCCUGCCAGAGUGGCGCAAGUCGGACUACUUCAUCUGUGACGUCGAACAAUUAGAGAGCCGAAUCAAAAGUAUAUCGAAAGGUUUACUCGAAGUGACCAAAGCUGGAAGCAACGCUUUUGAUACUGUUUCCAUCCACGCUAGGGCGGGAUCCUUGGAUCUAGAGCAGGAAGAGACCCGAACCGUCCAGGUGAUACACGAAUCCGUCCGCCAGGUCUUUUUGUAUGGAGACGGUUUCAUGAACUUGGAUCCGAGCGUCGGGCCUAGUUCCGUUGGCAACGGCCAUCUAUCCAUCAUGUCCAGCUGCCUCGACUAUAUAGAGAUGAGUGAGCUGGAUGCCCUCGUGGAUGGACACAAGUUGUCCGAUCAAAACGGGACUCGGAAAAGGGAAGGUAUGCUGCUUGCUACCUAUUCGGACACCGGAGACAGUUAUUCUUCGUGGCCCUCUACGCAGCCAGAUACCCCUUACUCGCUCCUCGCUAUAGACAUGAGUCAAUCUUUGAAGUUACAGAGCAGGGAACAUUUGCCGGCCCAAACGGAGGCUCAUCCAAUCGAGGACCCGCUACGAGGCUUCGGGGUUGAGGACGCGGAGCACAGGCCCAUCUACCUAUCUGCAGAUGAACAACCUGUUGAAUCUUUUAGCAUCAGUGCGAAGUGGCUCGCGAUAACACAAUGCUCCUCGGUCGAUGGAUCAACUGAGUUAUCCUAUUCACAGUCUUCAGUCCCUUUAACCUGUGGGAAUAUCAAAGACUAUCCGGCACUCCUCUCAUAUGCGACGCAGGAACUCUUCAACCACGCCCGGUUGGCAGAGUCGGACCUCGCAGAUCCAAGCGCCCUAAUCAAGCGCUUGAUAAGUGACGGGGCGUGGAGCCGCUGGGCAGCGCUGCGGGACGAUAUCCCCGCAGAAACUUCUCUGUCAACGUUUGUCCGGGAGAUCAGGCUUCAUUCGUGGAUUCAGGAGGCCCGCGAGCUGGAGAGCCACGAACUUGAGAAGAGGCUAGGAAGACAUAGAGCCGCCGAGCCGUGGCAAGAAGCCAAGGCCGCCUGCCUCAAGGUCCUCAGAGUCGUAUAUGAUAAGCAAUGGUUCAGCCUACACAGCAAAUGA